GUGAGUUCAACGGCGAAAGAAUUCCCGCCGCGCUGCGCACUCAAUUUUUGUGCCUGUCUCCGUGUACACACUCUCUCUCCCUGCUUUUUUCUUUCCAUUCCUCCGCCGGCGACACCGCCGCCAUCGAUCGACAUCUCCGUCGCCUGCCUUCCGAGGAGUCUGCAAUCGAGUAUUGCAGCUGUUCAGGUCAGGUUUCAAUUUCAACCGCGCGCUGAAGGAGAAAGUAGGAUGAAGGUCAGAGGGAGUAGAAUCGUCGCGGUAACUCGGGCUAAUUUAGGUCUGAUGUCGAUUUUGUUCUUAGGUAUUUGCUUCUUUAUCGUCGGAUUUCUCGGCGGCGCUCUCGUCGUUCAGCAGGAGGCACUUAGUGAUUCUCGGCCGCGGAUGCGGAAAAUUAGGGAAGAGGAGAGGAGAGAGUUGGAAGCACAGCCACAGCCACAGGGGCAUGGCGUCUCCGGUGAAGGUUACGUGGGAACGAUCCCCUUUCAGAUUUUGAGUUGGAGACCCCGUGCAUUGUACUUCCCAAAUUUUGCUUCUCAUGCACAAUGUCAAAGUAUUAUCAAUAUGGCGAAGUUGCAACUCAAGCCGUCAACGCUAGCUCUCCGUCCUGGAGAUACACCUGAAAAUACAAAAGGCAUUAGAACAAGCUCUGGUAUGUUUAUUAGUUCAUCUGAAGACAAAACUGGAAUCCUAAAUCAGAUUGAGGAAAAGAUUGCCAGAGCCACAAUGAUCCCCAAAACUCAUGGAGAGUCCUUCAAUGUCCUGCGAUAUGAGAUUGGACAGCUCUAUGAAUCGCAUCACGAUAGUUUCGACCCUAAUAUUUUUGGUCGGCAGAGGAGCCAACGGAUUGCUUCUUUCCUAUUGUAUUUAUCCGAUGUCGAAGAAGGAGGCGAAACAAUGUUCCCUUAUGAGAAUGAAAUUAUAGAUCCUAAAUAUGACUUUCACCAAUGCACCGGUCUGAAAGUAAAGCCGCGCCAGGGGGACGGGCUCUUGUUCUACUCGCUGUUCCCGAACGGCACACUUGAUCCUACAUCUCUUCAUGGAAGCUGUCCGGUGAUCAAAGGUCAAAAAUGGGUUGCCACAAAAUGGAUUGGGGAUAAUGUUCAGGACGAAGGUAAUUAACAACUCUGGUGGUAUUUAUUUUUUGUGCAACAAACUGUAUUUUAAAUUGGUCAAGUUUUGGAAUAGAGAAAUGUUUUGUUCGAAUAGUGACAUUAAUUUUUAUUUUAACUUUUAUACAUACAUUUUUUGUGGUUCUACAAUAACAAUAUUGUGUUAAUUAUUAUGGUCUUGUCAUGUAG
This is a messenger RNA of Andrographis paniculata, 1298 nucleotides long. Its product is annotated as probable prolyl 4-hydroxylase 9. The record is from RefSeq and is a predicted model, not a curated record. The transcript has 8 exons. Gene Ontology annotation, cellular component: endoplasmic reticulum. Gene Ontology annotation, biological process: peptidyl-proline hydroxylation to 4-hydroxy-L-proline. Gene Ontology annotation, molecular function: L-ascorbic acid binding; iron ion binding; procollagen-proline 4-dioxygenase activity. The coding region runs from base 229 to 1119 and encodes 296 amino acids. Lineage: Eukaryota; Viridiplantae; Streptophyta; Magnoliopsida; Lamiales; Acanthaceae.